AUGCCGACAUCAAUUACUACGAAUGAUGCGUCGCCAAGUGGAGGACGGCCUCCUCUGCCAACGCUACUUUGCUUCUCAGCUCUCACGCUCAGCAUCUUCCUCGCUGCGCUUGACACCGUUUUGAUUCCUACAGCACUGCCUUCAAUAUCCAGAGAUUUCCAUGUUCCGGACUCACUAUAUGCAUGGACCGGUUCUGCAUAUCUGCUUGCGAAUGCUGCUAGUAUUCCGUUAUGGGGUAAGCUCGGCGAUGUCUUUGGCCGCAAGCCGAUCAUCCUUCUUGCGAACUCCGUAUUUCUGUUGGGGAGCAUCCUAUGUGCCGUGAGCAUCAGUGCGCCCAUGCUUGUGGCUGGUCGAUCGGUCCAAGGGCUAGGAGGUGGUGGGAUCAACGUUUUGGUAUACGUCUGUGUCGCUGACUUAUUCAAUAUUCGCGAUCGAUCAUUCUACAUGGGCAUAGUUGGAGCUAUGUAUGCUGUCGCCUCGGCGCUUGGGCCUGUUCUAGGAGGUAUCUUCGCGGAGAAGCUGACCUGGCGAUGGUGCUUUUACAUUAAUCUUCCGCUUGUUUCCAUGGCCAUCGUCACUCUUUACUUCACAGUUCGUCUCCACGACCAACGCACGCCUUUUCUACAAGGUAUUGCGUCCCUCGACUGGCUUGGCACCUUUACGAUCCUCUUCGCAACGAUCCUGCUACUCGUUGGCUUACAGCUUGGCGGUACAUACUCGUACUCUCAGCCUCUUGUCGUUUGCUUCUUGGUGUUCGGGUCCUUAGCGUACGUCAUUUUCCCGUGGACCCAGUGGUGGUACGAGAAGCGCGGCGGAUCACCAAUAACUCCUCUCCGUAUCUUUCGCGAUGUUUCCAACCUCUCUGCUCUUGGCGUAUGCGCCUGCGACGCGCUCGUGUUCAACUCGGUCGCAUACUUCCUACCGCUGUACUUCCAGCUUGUGCUUUCCGCGUCUCCCCAGACAUCCGGAGUCUACAUGCUCGCUAUCGCCAUACCGCUCGCAAUAUGUUCUUUCGUUGGCGGCUGGGUCAUCGAAAAGACGGGCCGAUACCUCGAAGUGCUGCAAGUGGGCCUCGCGCUCAUGACUGUUGGUGUAGGACUUUUCAUAUCUUUCGGAGUCGCACUUGAACUGGUGAAGAUUAUUGUUUUCCUUGUCAUCAUCGGCAUCGGGUUUGGGCCCAACUUCAACGCUCCACUUAUUGCGUUGCAAACGCGCAUCCGUGAGGCGGACAUGGCAGCAGGUACAUCGGCCUUUGGUUUCGUGAGGAUGGUCAGCGGCGCUAUCGGUGUUGUCGUUGGACAAGUUGUCUUCCAGAUCCUCCUUCGUCCGCAUCUCUCUUCCUUUGUCGAUGCAGGUUUGACGAGAGAGUUUGCAGAGGAACUAGCUGGGGGUGAAGCAAUCUCGCAGUCUGCAAGAGUAGCACUUUUGGCUGAAGGGCAGAGAAUUGUGGUGAGAGGUGGGAUGACAGAUGCAUUGAGAGGUGUUUGGGUCUUCUACACGGUAGUCAGCGCUCUUGGGCUGUGCGUAUCCUUUGGUAUACAUCGGGGCAGGCUGGGGAGAAGUGGCGAUACUGAGAAGAUAGAGACGAGCAGGUCGUCACAGGAAGAGCAAGUCUUAGCCUGA
Didymosphaeria variabile is the source of this 1623-nucleotide messenger RNA. RefSeq lists its product as uncharacterized. The transcript is spliced from 3 exons. Gene Ontology annotation, molecular function: transmembrane transporter activity. The record is from RefSeq and is a predicted model, not a curated record. Gene Ontology annotation, biological process: transmembrane transport. Bases 1 to 1623 code for a protein of 540 amino acids. NCBI's taxonomy places the organism in Eukaryota, Fungi, Ascomycota, Dothideomycetes, Pleosporales, Didymosphaeriaceae.